GGAGACUUGAAAGGAACACUCACUUGUGGCACCAUUUCGCAGGAUGGUUAAUCCUUUCCUGUAGUGUGCCCUGGAAAUGAGGAAACGACUUGGCAGAGCUACGGAAGCGCAUACCGCGGCAGAUGUUGUAGGAGCCGCUGUCACAGUAUUCACAGUCGUCGCAAGAGACGCCGACUUCUAGGGCGACGCGGUCACCAGGGGCAAAUGUCGUUACAGAAGAUCCGACGGAGACUACUGUACCGCUGGACUCGUGUCCAAGAGUGAGCGGCUCGCGAACAAUGAUGUCACCGUUGCGGUAGUGGUUGAAGUAAUGGAGGUCGGAGCCACAGAGACCUGUAGACUGAAUGGCGAUUUGGAUUUCGGAGGCCUCGGGGGCUGGUAGCUCGCGGUCUUGCUGGUGAUAGGGGAAAAGAGUGUCAGUUUCUGGAAUAGAAACAAGAAGGAUGAAGAGCACAAGUUUUUGAACUUACAAGGCGAAGGUCCUUUUCGCCAUGGAGGACGGACGCUUGAACUCGUUCUGUCGCCAUGUUGAGUUUUGGCUAGUAGUAGAUGAAAAGAUGCGAUUGAUUAUUCAAAGAAAAAGAGAAGUGAUAGACGUAUAUGAGGACAGAAUGCAGAGCGGGAAGUGAAGGGAGAGAGUAUUGGCAGGAAAGUAAAACGUUCCAAGUGGCGGCAAAGAAAACUUGACGGCGGCACCACGAUCCCCCACGUUGGGCGUACGGCGCCGGCUAUUGAAGCUUUGCGCCCCCCCGCACCACCCGCCUCCGCAGACCGGACGUUGGACAAAGGGCGUAGCAGCACGUAGACCAUUCAGGACAAAAGGUGUAAAUAUGCGAAGCAAAGGUAAAAUUGAAUAUACUGCUGAAGAAUCAAUUGCAAUAUUUUCACAAUUUUAUACCUUUAUUAAACAUAGUAGAACCUCAAUACUUGUCCUUAUGCCAAAAUGGGAGCUUGUCGCCGGAACUUGCCCAACACGGAAACUUUUCAUCGGCAAUAGAAACACCUCCACCAAAUACCCCAGCGCCCCUCUCCAACAGUGACGUCCCGGUUGAAUGCCCCUCCAAGAACCACAUCUUCCCUCUGUUUCUUCUCCAUCACCAGUAUCCUUUGCUUUUACCAUUGCUUGCACGCAAAAUUAUUCAAAUGGCUGCCAACAUGUUCUCGCUCGAGGGCCAAACGGCCAUGAUCACCGGCUGCACUAGAGGCAUUGGCCAGUCUGUCGCUAUUGGGCUGGCAGAGGCUGGUGCCGAUGUCAUUCUCAUCCAGAGAGAUACAUCCGUCACAGAAACCAAGGAAGCCGUCGAAAAGCUCGGCCGCAAGGCCUGGAUCUACACGGCAGACAUGGCCGUCCCUGAAUCCGUUGCGGCCCUCACGCCCAAGAUCCUCGCUGACAACCACGAGAUCCGCAUCCUCGUCAACUGCGCUGGCAUCCAGCGCCGUCACGCCUGUGAAGAGUUCCCCGACAGCGACUUCAACGAGGUCAUUCAGGUCAACCUCAACGCCGUCUUCACCCUCUGCCGCGACGUCGGCGCCCACAUGCUCAAGCUGGAGCCCUCGCCCGUCACCGGCCGCCGCGGCAGUGUCAUCAACUAUGCAUCCCUCCUCACCUUCCAGGGCGGUCUUACUGUCCCUGCCUAUGCGGCGUCCAAGGGUGCAGUUGGCCAGCUGACAAAGUCGUUUGCUAAUGAGUGGACAUCCAAGGGCAUUACUGUCAACGCCAUUGCUCCGGGCUACAUUGAGACGGACAUGAACACAGCCUUGCUCAACAACCCCGAGCGAUUGGCUAGCAUUAGCGCUAGAAUCCCUGCUGGCCGCUGGGGCUCCCCUGAAGACUUCAAGGGCACAACAGUGUACCUUGCGUCCAAGUCUAGCGCCUACGUUAGCGGUCAUGUGUUGGUCGUGGAUGGUGGUUGGAUGGGCCGAUAGAGCAUGUCGUGGAAGAAAAAAUGUAGUUUGCAAAUGUAGCUCGUUAUUUUGGGAUAUAAUAUAAAAAAAGAAAUUGAGUAUGCCAUCGAGGAGAGUCCUUUGCUUUUUGCUCCUAAAGAAAGCCAUAAAACGCCGUAUGCCAUGCUGUCAAGCUGUCAGGCAAUGAAGAAUAAUUUCCGUGCAGUUCCCGUCUCUUCCGUGGUAUCAUACAGACGGUGCAGACUACACAUAGCGCCCGGUUAAAACAAAAUAUACAGGAGCCUAAAAUAAAAGGCGAAGCAAAUAGUCAAUCAUGCAAGUAAAAUGCAUGUCUAGUUGCGGCGGGCAGAGACGACACGGCGGACAGCCAAGCUGGGUGUGCCAUCGGGCGUGAUGACCU
[Torrubiella] hemipterigena is the source of this 2305-nucleotide messenger RNA. Lineage: Eukaryota; Fungi; Ascomycota; Sordariomycetes; Hypocreales; Clavicipitaceae. The record is from the annotation of a GenBank genome assembly.